GGGAUCAGGACCGGGAGGCGGGGCUGGAGCGGGAACAGGGCGGGCCAUGGCCGCCGCCGCCGCCGCCGCAGCGCGCUGAGGCCCCGCCGCUGCCCCGGGCCGGGAUGCCCCGGGGGGGGCCCGGGCCGCCGCCGCAGCCAUGGAGGAGGAGGGCAAGAAGGGCAAGAAGCCCGGAAUCGUGUCCCCGUUCAAGCGAGUGUUCCUGAAGGGGGAGAAGGGCCGGGAUAAGAAGGCUCAGGAGAAGGUGACGGAGCGGCGGCCGCUGCACACGGUGCUGGUGGCGCUUCCCGAGCGCGUGGAGCCCGACCUGCUGCUCCACGACUACAUCGAGAAGGAAGUCAAGUAUUUAGGGCAGCUCACCUCCAUCCCAGGGUACCUGAACCCCUCCAGCCGCACCGAGAUCCUGCACUUGAUCGACAACGCCAAGAGAGCCCACCAGCUCCCGGGGCAGCUGACCCCGGAGCACGACGCCGUCAUCAGCCUCUCCGCCUACAACGUCAAACUGGUGUGGAGGGACGGCGAGGACCUGAUCCUCAGGGUGCCCAUCCACGACAUCGCCUCCGUGUCCUACAUCCGCGACGACUCCGCGCACCUGGUGGUGCUCAAGACAGCUCAGGAUCCCGGCAUCUCGCCGAGCCAGAGCCUGUGUGCCGAGGGCUCCAAGGCGCUGACGUCGGGCUCGCUGUCGGAGAGCGCGGGGGGACCCCUGGAGUCCUGCUGCCUGGUGGUGCUGGCCACGGAGAACAAGGUGGGUGCCGAGGAGCUGUGCUCCCUGCUCAGCCAAGUCUUCCAGAUCGUUUACACCGAGUCCACCAUCGACUUCCUGGACCGCGCCAUCUUCGACGGCGCCUCGACGCCCACGCGGCACCUGUCCCUGCACAGCGCCCACUCAGGAAUCACUCUGUGUCUCUCUCUCCUGGCUUGGGAAGACACCGAGUUUGUGCCUCUCACGUUCCAGCUCCCAAAUCUUUUCCUUCCAGAUGACUCUUCCACCAAAGUGGACGUGAAGGAGCCCUUCGAGGCGGACGCCAGCACUUUUUCCUUUGCAGACACGCUGGAGGCGGGGGACGCGUCCCCGUCCUCCUCGGCGCGCCCGUCCCCGCACGUGACCACGGCCAGCGAGAGCGAGCUCAGCACCACGGCCACCGAGCUGCUCCAGGACUACAUGAUGACACUCCGCACCAAGCUGUCCUCGCAGGAGAUCCAGCAGUUUGCCAUGCUGCUGCACGAGUACCGCAACGGGGCCUCCAUCCACGAGUUCUGCAUCAACCUCAAGCAGCUCUAUGGGGACAGCAGGAAAUUCCUGCUGCUGGGCCUGCGUCCCUUCAUCCCCGAGAAGGACAGCCAGCACUUCGAGAACUUCCUGGAGACCAUCGGGGUGAAGGACGGCCGCGGCAUCAUCACCGACAGCUUCGGCCGCUACCGGCGCUCGCUGGGCGCCGCCUCCGCCUCCAACGGCACCGGCGCCGCCGGCAGCUCCGACGAGCAGUCGGUGCCCUCGGAGGAGGACGAGUGGGACCGCAUGAUCUCCCACAUCAGCAGCGACAUCGAGGCCCUGGGCUGCAGCCUGGACCGGGACUCGUCCUGAGGGAGCCCCGGAAUCGCGGCCGCUCCCGCCCGGAGCUCGGGGGGACCCCGGGACACGGCGUCACCCCGGGGGGAGCGUGGGGCUGCCCCCCGUGGGGACACGGAGCGUGGAGCUGAUCCCAGGGUGAUGCCCUGGGAUGUGGAGCUGCCCCAGAGGGAGCCCAGAACAGGGAGCUGCCCUCGGGGGGAUGGCAGGACACGGAGCUGCUGCCCCUGGAGCUGCCCUCGGAGAGGACACGGAACACGGAGCCACCCCUGGAGCUGCCCAGGAACACCGAGCUGUGCCCUCACAGAGAUCCUGGGACAUGGAACCACCCCUGGAGCUGCCUGAGAACACCGAGCUGUGCCCUCACAGAGAUCCUGGGACACAGAGCCACCCCUGGAGCUGCCUGAGAACAGCGAGCCGUGCCCUCACAGAGAUCCUGGGACAUGGAACCACCCCUGGAGCUGCCCAGGAGCACCGAGCUGUGCCCCCAUGGAGAUCCUGGGACAUGGAGCCACCCCUGGAGCUGCCCAGGAGCCCAGAGCUGUGCCCCCAUGGAGAUCCUGGGACAUGGAGCCACCCCUGGAGCUGCCCAGGAGCCCAGAGCUGUGCCCCCAUGGAGAUCCUGGGACAUGGAGCCACCCCUGGAGCUGCCCAGGAACACCGAGCUGUGCCCUCACGGAGAUCCUGGGACAUGGAGCCACCCCUGGGAGCGAUCCCAGCCCCGUGCUCUGGGAUCUGGGGGCUCCAGCAGGAUGUCUGCACUGCCCCAGCCUCACCCACAGCUCCAGGGGCUCCAGCUGGGACCUGGGGGACACACACCUGGAUUUUGGGGACAGAUCUGCUCCUGAGGGCUGUCCUGAGUGUUGGGAUCUAUUCCCAAGGGGCUGGAUCUGCUCUCCCCACCCCCAGUUUACAGUUUGCACAGCGGGUCCCCCAGAACUGCCCCCCACUCCCCAAAUGAAGUUUUGCCACAAUGUGAAUUUUCUCACCUGAA
Molecule: messenger RNA, 2567 nt
Organism: Poecile atricapillus (Black-capped chickadee)
Lineage: Eukaryota; Metazoa; Chordata; Aves; Passeriformes; Paridae
Gene: CCM2
Product: CCM2 scaffold protein
Exons: 10
Coding region: 140-1588 (482 amino acids)
Biological process (GO): heart development; vasculogenesis
Source: RefSeq, a predicted model, not a curated record